Messenger RNA from Lingula anatina, 1520 nucleotides. RefSeq lists its product as uncharacterized. Gene Ontology annotation, molecular function: protein binding. The record is from RefSeq and is a predicted model, not a curated record. NCBI's taxonomy places the organism in Eukaryota, Metazoa, Brachiopoda, Lingulata, Lingulida, Lingulidae.
AGUUUUACUUCAACUCUAUCAAAUUUAAGCUUUAAAGGCCCAUAGCAUUUGUAAAAACGUGUCCUUUAAAAUUAUACGUUAUUUUGAAAUUCAAGCACAUUCCUCGUAUGCAAACACAGAUUAAUGCAGGUAGGACCUUCAAUAUCGAAGCAAAAUUGUAAACAUUGGAAGAAAUCCAAGUGCGUAGACGAAUCAGUCGGGCAUGAGCUCAUCGACGGAACAGCGUUAUUGUAAAUGCUGCUUCCAAGGGAGACCUUGAGUUGCUGACUAAGGCGCUCAGGGGGAAGUUCGGAGAAGUCACAAAAGAAAACGUCAAUGAAGGUUUAAUGAGAGCAGCCAACAUGGGGAACUUUAAAUGUGUGGAAUACCUUCUUAGUGCAGGAGGAGAUCCAAAUGCCUUAGACAUGGAUGGCGACUCUCCGCUGAAAUUGGCAAUAAACAACAACUAUGGACGAAUAGGAAAACUUCUAAUCGAGAAAGGAGGUGACGUGAACAUGCUGGGAAGUAAAGGAAGAGUUCCCAUCCACGCGUCAGCUUACCAUGGGAACUUCAAAGUGACCGAGUUAUUGGUCGACAAGGGCGCCAAAGUCAACAUUAUAGACGAGUACGGGGACACCCCGCUCACUGUGGCCGCAGCCAGGGGGCAUGUGGCAGUGGUAAAACUUCUGAUUAAAACUCAGAGAUCUCGGGGACAGGAGACACCAGAGGCUGAACGAAACAGGGAUUUGAAUGUUGCCAUUUUAAGAGCAAGCGCAACUGGCAAAGCGAAUUGCGUUAGGGAACUGCUGGCAGCAGGGGCAAACGUGAAUUACCGAGAUGGUUGGUACGUGACGCCUCUGAUACACGCGACUCAGAGAAAUAACCCAGAAGUUCUAAAAGUAUUAUUAAAAGCGGGAGCGGACAUAACACUCACGACUUCCCAUCAAAAAGAUGCUUUCCACUACGCCGUUGUCAAAAAUUAUACCGAAUGUGUUAAACUUCUGUUAGAACACGGAGCUAAUCCAGAUGGUUACGACUUGUAUCUAGAACAAGGCACGGCAAUUUUUGACACUCCUAAGAAACAGGAGCAAGUGCCCUUGAUGGUGGCAGUAACAAAUAACAACGCAGAAGUUGCAAAAAGCCUAAUUCAAGCUGGGUGUCACAUUAAUAAGCACAUGAAGCAAGUGGAUCUUCUGUCCUCUGUAAUAUACGUUGGAAACCUCAGACUCGCCAAAAUCCUGGUCUGCGCCGGGUGGAGUCCCAAUGCCAUUCGAGUCCUGUUUCAAGAGGGCGUGGUCGGAGAGGCCUGUGACGAGUUGUCUAUCUGGUGUCAGGAUGUCAUCAGUAGACCACGCCCAUUAUUGGAAAUAGCCAGAACUUGUAUUGCAGAAUGUUUGUACCAGCAUGAUUAUACAAGAAUUGCCAGAGGAAAGAAAGUGGCCUCAUACAAAAACAAAACUGAUCAGUUGCCAUUGCCAACACCGCUGAAAAAAUAUCUGCAGUAUUCAGAUUUAGAUCAUCAGUAAGCAAAUGAAUGCAGA